CUUUCUAGGGAGUUUUUCACCCAGAGCCUGGUUCCUCUCUAGCUUUCUUCCUAGGUUCCGGCCUUUCUAGGGAGUUUUUUCCUAGCCACCGUUCUUCCACAUCUGCACUGCACUGGUUUCUGUAUAAGCACGUUGUGACAUCUGCUGAUGUAAAAAGGGCUUUAUAAAUACAUUUGAUUUGAUACAGUGCUCUACUUUUGAUCGGGGCCCAUGGUGCUCUGUAGAAGAACACUCAGGGAAAGGGCGCCAUCUUGAAAGCAAGCCACCGUUAGUGUUGAGCACUUCAUUAUUUAUUAUAGAUCACUUACUUAUAGAUUAUUGAUCACGUUUCACUGGAAACCGGAGAUUCUGACAAAGUUUUUCACACACACACGUAACCGGUGUGAAAUGCUAGUUAGCAGUGCGCUCUAGUAGAGUUUCAACCGGGGCCGUCACUCGCUCUGAGACCUUGAAUUUGUUGUUUCCUUUGCUCUCUCUGCGAAGGCCGUGGCUUUCGUGAAGCGACAGGUAAAUAUGCUUCGUGGGAGGCAGUUUAUGUGUGAAGAGGAUCCUUGGUUUGAUCUCAGAUUGGGGCGCUAAUACUGGAGGCAACACUGUUCACUUCUAAUAUGCGAUUCAACAGCAUUUCAAUUCAAGGGGCUUUAUUGCCAUGGGAAACCGAUGUUUACAUUACCAAAGCAAGGGAAAUAGAUACUAAACAGAACAGAUAAUAAACAUUGAUAUCUUUGUCUUGUCUUUUACUCAUGUUGUACAUUUAUUGCCAUAAUAAAACAACGUGUCCUAUUUUCACACUAUUGAUUGACAGAUAACAGAAAUACGCUUAUCAGACUUGAUAUCGAUUGACUCCAUUUGUAAAUAUUGACCGUUUCACCCCCCAAAAUAAGACUGAACUUCUUGAUGCAUAAAAUCCUUAACGUUACUAUGGUGGAGGGUAUAAUUAUAGUAUCAUAUUAUAGUGUCAUGCACUACAAAUAACACAACUGAAAAGACAAAUAAAUUGUAUUUAUUGAGAUAAAUAUUUGUGGCUGCUUCACAUCCUGUAGUGUUGUCUCUACCUUCUUGACCCUUGUGCUGUUGUCUGUGCACAAUAAUGUUUGUACCAUGUUGUACUGUCUCUUUUUGUAGUGUCUCUCUUGUCGUGAAGUGUGUUUUGUCCUAUAUAUAUAAUAAUAAAUAUCCCAGCCCCCUGUCCCGGCAGGAUACUUUUUGGUAUGAUGUCAUUGUACAUAAGAAUUUGUUCUUAACUGACUUGUCUAGUUUAAAUAAAGGUUAAAUAAAAUGAAAAUAAAUCGAUCAAGCACCUUUUUACGCUUUUUCUAUGAGGCUGUCUUACGUAAACUACGUAAUGUAAGUGGAAUUCUUACGUUGGCAGCGCAGCUGUCAGUUUCUAAGUCGAGUUGUGUGUUUAGCGAGCCGGAUAGCUAGUUAGCUACAAUAACAACAGGAGAUAUGGCUGGACUUCAACCCCAGGGGGAUCUCCUGAAAAUGACUCACAGGGAGAACUGGAAAGUACAGCAUGAGCGCCUGCACGUGAAGCACCGGGGCCAUGAGGCCAUGCAUGCAGAGAUGGUGCUCAUCCUCAUCGCUACACUAGUGGUGGCUCAGAUCGUACUGGUACAGUGGAAGCAGCGGCACAACCGCUCAUACAAUUUGGUCACCCUGCUCCAGAUGUGGGUGGUUCCUCUCUAUUUCACUAUAAAACUCUACUGGUGGAGGUUUCUCUCCAUGUGGGGAAUGUUCUCUGUCAUCACCAGCUAUGUCGUCUUCAGAGCUACACGCAAACCACUGUCCUGUCGGACACCACGGAUGGUGUAUAAAUGGUUUCUAUUGAUCUAUAAGCUGAGCUAUGCGGUGGGAGUGAUUGGAUACCUGGUCAUCAUGUUCACAAUGUUCGGCUUCAAUGUCUUCUUCAGGAUCAAGGCUGAGGACUCCAUGGAUGUGGGCGUUAUCAUGCUAUUCUAUGGUCUGUACUAUGGAGUGAUGGGACGGGACUUUGCUGAAAUCUGCUCCGACUACAUGGCCUCAACUAUAGGGUACUAUAACAUGGGAGGAAUGCCGUCCAGGAGCCUGACAGAUGAUAUCUGUGCAGUGUGUGGUCAGAAGAUCCUCGUAGACGUGGAUGAGGAGGGGAUUAUAGAAGAUACCUACCAACUCUCCUGUAACCACAUAUUCCACGAGUUCUGUAUCCGUGGCUGGUGCAUUGUGGGUAAGAAGCAGACGUGUCCGUACUGCAACGAGAAGGUCGACUUGAAGAGGAUGAUGAACAAUCCAUGGGAGAGAACACAUGUCCUGUACGGGCAGCUCUUGGAUUGGCUGAGAUACCUUGUUGCCUGGCAACCCAUCAUCAUCGGAAUAGUCCACGGAAUCAACUUCACCCUGGGGCUGGAGUAGUAGAACUCUGGGAUGAUGAUCGCCUUGCAGAACUCCCUCCCCGGAACUCCCUCUCGGAACUCCCUCCCCGGAACUCCCUCCUCGGAACUCCCUCCUCGGAACUCCCUCCCCGGGACUCCCUCCCCGGAACUCCCUCCCCGGAACUCCCUCUCCGGAACUCCCUCCCCGGAACUCCCUCCUCGGAACUCCCUCCUCGGAACUCCCUCUCGGAACUCCCUCCUCGGAACUCCCUCUCGGAACUCCCUCCUCGGGACUCCCUCCCCGGGAACUCCCUCCACCGGAACUCACUCCCCGGAACUCCCUCUCCGGAACUCCCUCCUCUGAACUCCCUCCUCGGAACUCCCUCUCGGAACUCCCUCCUCGGAACUCCCUCUCGGAACACCCUCCCCGGAACUCCCUCCACCGGAACUCACUCCCCGGAACUCACUCCCCGGAACUCCCUCUCGGAACAUUUGGAAUCCGUGCAUUUAAUUUAUUCAAACCCCCCCUAACACAAGUGUUUAUUUAUGAUCUGUAAAUGAUGUACUUUAUACAAUGCUUGCAUCCCAAAUGGUACCCUAUUCCCUAUAUAGCCUGCUCCUUUUGGUUAAAUGUAGUGCACUGUAAAGGGGAUAUGGAGCCAUUUGGGAUGCAGACAAUGUCAAGUGUGAACUACGAUGGGUUUCUUUACCAUUGCGGUUUGUUCUACAGUUUACACUCCGCAGAUACACUGGUAUCUGGUAUACCAAACCUGAUGACUGACCUCUCUGUCCCAAUACCAAACCUGAUGACUUCUCUCUCUGUCCCAAUACCCAACCUGAUGACUGACCUCUGUCCCAAUACCAAACCUGAUGACUGACCUCUCUGUCCCAAUACCAAACCUGAUGACUGACCUCUCUGUCCCAAUACCAAACCUGAUGACUGGCCUCUCUGGCCCAAUACCCAACCUGAUGACUGGCCACUCUGUGCCAAUACCCAACCUGAUGACUGACCUCUCUGUCCCAAUACCCAACCUGAUGACUGGCCACUCUGUCCCAAUACCAAACCUGAUGACUGACCUCUCUGGCCCAAUACCCAACCUGAUGACUGCCCUCUCUGGCCCAAUACCCAACCUGAUGACUGCCCUCUCUGGCCCAAUACCCAACCUGAUGACUGGCCUCUCUGUCCCAAUAUCCAACCUGAUGACAUCUCUCUGUCCCAAUAACUGACCUGAUGACUGACCUCUCUGUCCCAAUACCCAGCCUGAUGACUGACCUCUCUGUCCCAAUAACCAACCUGAUGACUGACCUCUCUGUCCCAAUACCCAGCCUGAUGACUGACCUCUCUGGCCCAAUACCCAACCUGAUGACUGACCUCUCUGUCCCAAUACCCAACCUGAUGACUGGCCUCUCUGUCCCAAUACCCAACCUGAUGACUGACCUCUCUGGCCCAAUACCCAACCUGAUGACUGGCCUCUCUGUCCCAAUAACCAACCUGAUGACAUCUCUCUGUCCCAAUAACCGACCUGAUGACUGACCUCUCUGUCCCAAUACCAAACCUGAUGACUGACCUCUCUGUCCCAAUACCCAACCUGAUGACUUCUCUCUCUGUCCCAAUACCCAACCUGAUGACUUCUCUCUCUGUCCCAAUAACCAACCUGAUGCAUUAGGUAGUGUGAAGCAAAGUGUUGGCCAUGCAUACUAAGUAGUGUAGUGUGCACCGUUAGUCACCACCACAAAAAGCUGCUUUGUCUUUUUAAAACCUGUUUGAUUGAACUUUAUGCACCCUAUUUAUGCACCCUUUAUGCACCCUAUUCCCUAUGUAGUGCACUACUUUAGACCUGAGCCCCUAUAGGCAAUAUGGUUUGCACACUUAUUUAGCCUGGGGAAGUCACAUCUCUUGUUCAAGAUAGAUAAGAUUAACUCAGAGUUUCAGUUCUGAUCUAGGAUCAGUUCAGCCUUUAAUGAAUCAGAUUAAAUGGACGGGGGACCUGGUCCUAGAUCAACACUCCUACUGAUCUAGGAUCAGUUUAAUGAAUUAGAGCAAAUGGACAGGGACCUGGUCCUAGAUCAACACUCCUACUGAUCUAGGAUCAGUUUAAUGAAUUAGAGCAAAUGGACAGGGACCUGGUCCUAGAUCAACACCUCUACGGAUCUAGGAUCAGUUCAGCCUUUAAUGAAUCAGAUGAAAUGGACGGGGGGGGGGGGACCUGGUCCUAGAUCAACACUCCUACUCUGUGAAUAUGGUUCCAGGGAUAUAGUUUACAAAAUCUGAUUUCUAGGAUAAUAUUUAUUUACGUUGAAUACUAUAGGAUGUAGGGGUAGGGUGCCAUAUUGGAAGGACUGUGUCACAUUCAACAAAAACAAAAGGUGCCUCUGUGUUGACGUGUUGCACGUAUCACAUACACGCUGUGUCCAAAACGGCACACUCUUCCCUACAUAGGCCACUACGUCAUUCCAUUAAAUAUAUAGUGUACCACUUUUUGAACUGGUCAAACCGAAAUGGCAACCCAUUCACUACACAGUGCCCCAGUGCACUACUUUAGACCAGGGCUGUAGGGACCUAUUGGAAUAGGGUUUCAGACCAGGGCCCCAGUGCACUACUUUAGACCAGGGCCGUAGGGACCUGUUUGAAUAGGGUUUCGGACCUGGGCCGUAGUGACCUAUUUGAAUAGGGUUUCAGACCAGGGCCGUAGGGACCUAUUGGAAUAGGGUUUCAGACCAGGGCCGUAGGGACCUAUUGGAAUAGGGUUUCAGACCAGGGCCGUAGGGACCUAUUGGAAUAGGGUUUCAGACCAGGGCCGUAGGGCACUAUUUGAAUAGGGUUUCAGACCAGGGCCGUAGAGACUUAUUUGAAUAGGGUUUCAGACCAGGGCCGUAGGGACCUACUGGAAUAGGGUUUCAGACCAGGGCCGUAGGGCACUAUUUGAAUAGGGUUUCAGACCAGGGCCGCAGAGACUUAUUUGAAUAGGGUUUCAGACCAGGGCCGUAGGGAUCUAUCUGUAACCUGCAGGAUAAACUCUAUGCCAUAGAACGGACCUCCCAAUUCAAGUCAAUGAUGGCAUACUGGGUGUAGAGGUUCCAUUUUUAUAUUCCAGACCUGACCGAUAAAGAGCUGUUGGCUAUAUGUUUUCCUUUUUUAAACCUCUCAUCUAUGACCUCUAGGUGUUUCAAACCUCUCAUCUAUGACCUCUAGGUGUUUCAAACCUCUCAUCUAUGACCUCUAGGUGUUAUAAACCUCUCCUCUACAACCUCUAGGUGUUAUAAACCUCUCCUCUACAACCUCUAGGUGUUUCAAACCUCUCAUCUAUGACCUCUAGGUGUUAUAAACCUCUCCAGGACCUCUAGGUGUUAUAAACCUCUCCUCUAGGACCUCUAGGUGUUUCAAACCUCUCCAGGACCUCUAGGUGUUAUAAACCUCUCAUCUAUGACCUCUAGGUGUUUCAAUCCUCUCCAGGACCUCUAGGUGUUUCAAACCUCUCCAGGACCUCUAGGUGUUUCAAACCUCUCUAGGACCUCUAGGUGUUUCAAACCUCUCUAGGACCUCUAGGUGUUUCAAACCUCUCUAGGACCUCUAGGUGUUUCAAACCUCUCUAGGACCUCUAGGUGUUUCAAACCCCUGACCUAGCGCACCUAAUUCAAAUAGUCAAGGGCUUGAUGAUUGGUUGACAAGUUGAAUCAGGUGUGAUAGCUCUGGAAUAGUUCAAAUACAUGGAACGGCUGGAGAACCCAGAGGAGAGGUUUGGAACUGCUGGAGGUCCCAGAGGAGAGGUUUGAGAACGGCUGGAGGUCCCGGAGGAGAGGUUUGGAACGGCUGGAGAACCCAGAGGAGAGGUUUGAGAAUGGCUAGAGGUCCCAGAGGAGAGGUUUGAAAACGUCUGGAGAACCCAGAGGAGAGUUUGAGAACGGCUGGAGGUCCCGGAGGAGAGGUUUGAAAUGGUUGGAGGUCCCAGAGGAGAGGUUUGGAACGGCUGGAGAACCCAGAGGAGAGGUUUGGAACGGCUGGAGGUCCCAGAGGAGAGGUUUGAAAACGUCUGGAGAACCCAGAGGAGAGGUUUGAGAACGGCUGGAGGUCCCGGAGGAGAGGUUUGGAACGGCUGGAGAACCCAGAGGAGAGGUUUGGAACGGCUGGAGGUCCCAGAGGAGAGGUUUGAAAACGUCUGGAGAACCCAGAGGAGAGAUUUGAGAACGGCUGGAGGUCCCGGAGGAGAGGUUUGGAACGGUUGGAGGUCCCAGAGGAGAGGUUUGGAACGGCUGGAGAACCCAGAGGAGAGGUUUUGGAAAGGGCUGGAGGUCCCGGAGGAGAGGUUUUGGAAAAGGCUGGAGGUCCCGGAGGAGAGGUUUGGAAAAGGCUGGAAGUCCCAGAGGAGAGGUUUGGAAAAGGCUGAGCUAUAUGUUUGCCAAACAACUUUACACGUCUGUUUCACACACAGGAAGGUAUUGCAGUUGAAUCACAAUUCAUGUUGAUUAAAACAAAUGAUAAUGAAA
Oncorhynchus kisutch (coho salmon) is the source of this 6836-nucleotide messenger RNA. RefSeq names its product ring finger protein 175 (gene rnf175). Gene Ontology annotation, biological process: ERAD pathway. Gene Ontology annotation, molecular function: metal ion binding; ubiquitin protein ligase activity. The transcript is spliced from 9 exons. Bases 1450 to 2391 code for a protein of 313 amino acids. Gene Ontology annotation, cellular component: Golgi membrane; endoplasmic reticulum membrane. NCBI's taxonomy places the organism in Eukaryota, Metazoa, Chordata, Actinopteri, Salmoniformes, Salmonidae. The record is from RefSeq and is a predicted model, not a curated record.